AUGGAGUUUUCUGGUCCAAACCAACAAGCCUCGUCCCCGCCUCCUUCUUCCCCUCGGGAUGAUCCUAAUGGACACCCUUCGAGCCUAGUUCCAGGUGGCGACUCUGCGAAUCGCAUCAGCCAUCCCAAUGCCCAUCCCGGUGGCAGUUCUGGCCAUGACGCAAAUCACAACAACAUCUAUUCCGUGGGCGAGUCUAUUCAGCACACAAACCAGACCUAUGCCAGUCAUGCUGAAAGCUCUACUUAUCACUCAAACUACCCUACAAACCAUCCCAAUGCCCAGCCGGUCGCCUCUCCCGGGCCAUACAUGAGCAGCCCCAACGCCUACCCAGCUGGCUGGCCAAAGCCUGCAUACCGCCAGCCUCUCGUGGACGUUGACAACCUGCCUGAGCUGGUGACGCAGCCUCCGUCGUACUUCCAUCACGAUGAUAAAGACCAGGACGAAGACUUGGAGGGAAGCGCCAACCGAACUGGCCGCCAGACAGCAUCCAGCGCCCGAGAGCGUCUCAGCCAGAUCUUACCCUCCAAACCUGUCAACCGCCGCUUCGCUUACUUUGUGGUCCCAAUCCUCAUUCUGCUGCUCGUCACUGGCGCUGUCCUUGGUGGACUAUUUGGUAGCGGCGUCUUGCAGCAGAAGGACUCGGGCACCUCAGAUGCAUCGGCCCAAGAACACAGUCUGGACGGCGACUCCAACGUCGAGAUCCGUGCCACCUCCCAGCUCGCUGCCGCAGUCGUCGGCACCUCGGUCUCCAGCUUCACGCUCGUCCUCUUCCAGAACGAUGAUGGCGAGCUCGCCGCCAUCGAGUGGCAGGGCUCCAAGGGCGACGUCUACCUCCUCAAGAACCGCUUCGGCGACGCAAAGCCCCCCAAGCCCAUGGAGCACUCCCCCUUCCACACCGUCACCCUCGGCCCCAGCGGCGAUCUGCACGUCUUCUACUUCGACGACGCCCUGCGCCCUGCCCACAUCGUCCGCCGCGUCAAGAACAAGGAGCCCGUCUCCUGGGAGCGCGGCUCCCUCGUCGUCAGCUCGCAGCCAGACCUGAUCCCUUCCACCACGCUCGGCCUCUCCGUCACCUCCUUCUCCUCCGACUGGCCGGGCAUGGAGGAGGGCUGCAUCGUCCUCGUCUACCACACAAACGCGGCUAACGACUCCCUCGCCUUUGUGACGAGCACCCAGCCCGACGACCCCCAGUCCUGGACCGCCCAUUCCUUCUCCCUCGGCGUCGGAGACAUUGACCUCCAGCUGCAUCCAGAGUCUCCAGGCCUCCUGGUCAUGCCCUUCAAGCGGCGCGGCUCCCCGGGUCUCCGCAUCAUCUGGGACGUCGACAACUCAUCUCACAAAUCCACCUUUGGCAUCCUAGACUGCUUCUUCACCAAGACGCGGGAGCUCGCCAAAUGCAACACGGUUUCAAACCAGUGGGAAGACACCGCCGCCGAAGAGCAAGUCCUCGAGAUGGCCAAGCCGCUCCGCCUCGCCUCCCUCCGCGUCGAGACCGACGACGACGACAAGACCCAGUGGCCCGCCGACCGCUACGUCGUCCGCGUGCUCGACUCCCACGGCAGCCUGACCGAGCUCCUCUGGCGCAGGAACAAGUGGACGAGCCACCUCGCCGUCACCAACGAGACGGCCACCUUCCCAUCCAGCGGCGGCGGCAACGGGACGACGGCCAACUUCACCAGCAUCGCCUCCCCCAACGACGGGCUGCUCUACGCCGUGUCGGGGGGCAAGCUGCUCGAGUUCUCCCGGGAGACGGCGUGGUGGACGCAGGCCGACAACGAGAUCAAGGAGGUCCCCGCGUGGAAGUUCCUUGACGAGGUCGACACCAAGUUAUCCGAGAAUUAG
Clonostachys rhizophaga is the source of this 1842-nucleotide messenger RNA. Lineage: Eukaryota; Fungi; Ascomycota; Sordariomycetes; Hypocreales; Bionectriaceae. The record is from the annotation of a GenBank genome assembly.